Molecule: messenger RNA, 2394 nt
Organism: Perca flavescens (yellow perch)
Lineage: Eukaryota; Metazoa; Chordata; Actinopteri; Perciformes; Percidae
Product: sushi domain-containing protein 2-like
Exons: 16
Coding region: 1-2394 (797 amino acids)
Source: RefSeq, a predicted model, not a curated record
AUGGUCAAAGGACAGACAUGUGAACGAAACUGUGGGGUAAAAUUUGACUUAUGUUCAUGCCACUCGACAUGCACGUCUCUGGAGUACUGCUGUACAGACUAUAAAGAGUACUGCGUGGAAGUCUUUCCAUAUUCUGGGUCCAUUUUGGGUGGGACGGAUUUUAUUGUCCUUGAAGCGAGUUUCAAUAAGAGUUCUGAGAUCAUUUGCAGGUUCAACCACAAUAUCAAUACUGUGGGGUAUGUGGAUGAAAACAGUAGAGGCCAUUGUAUCUCCCCACUAUUGUAUGAAACAGGAUGGGUUCCCCUGCACAUCUCCUCAGAUAAUGGCACUACAUUCAGUAGAGUUGGAGCCUGGUUGUCAGUACAUACUGGCAAGUUAGAUGCUCAGUUUAAGGCGACUAUGGUCAACUCAAAAAAAUGGCAGUACUAUGGUACACCAGAUGUUGGAGGCACUCUUGAGAUGACAUGGAAUACCUCUUUGGUUAGCGUGGAAAGGGUCAACAUAGAGCUCUGGGGAUACAGCGAGACAGGAAAACCCUAUUCAGACAAUUGGCAGGGUGAGUGGGAAUAUCUGUACUCACUUGCAAAGGAUCAGCCCAACAGUGGUUCCUUUAGUUUUUUGCCCAAACCAGCAGAGAACGGCUUUUCGAGUUGGGAGCUUGGCUCUCUACGCAUCAGCCCCAGCACCUACCCUGAUGGCAUGUGGAAUGUACAAGUCGCAUGGACUGAGGAUCACGCCCUGGCCUGGCAUCUGGAGGAGAAGUUCAGGCAAAAUUCAACAGUUUGGGCCCUGGAGAAAUGUUUAGUAUGGGACCAGCUGGAAAAUCAGCUGCCCAACUUCCUCAAUGAGAUCAUAGACUGCCCCUGCACUCUGGCUCAAGCGAGAGCAGACACGGGGAGGUUUCAUACUGACUAUGGCUGUGAUAUAGAGAAGGGGAGCGUGUGCACCUACCACCCUGGAAGUGUUCACUGUGUGAGGGCUAUACAAGCCAGUCCGAGGUAUGCAGCAGGACAACAGUGUUGCUAUGACAGCACUGGUGCUCAGGUGCUGACAGCAGACUCAAUUGGGGGAAGUACUCCAGACCGAGCACACGACUGGGGCUCCCCUCCAUACAAGAAACCCCCUCGAGUUCCCGGACAGUCCCACUGGGUCUACGAUGUCCUCAGUUUCUACUACUGCUGCCUGUGGUCUGACAACUGCAACUACUACUUCAAACACCGGCCAUCCAGUGACUGCAGGCGUUAUCAGUCACCCAGCUCAGCUGUGGUGUUUGGAGAUCCCCACUUCAUAACAUUUGAUGGUGUCAGCUACUCCUUCAAUGGCAACGGGGAAUAUACCUUGGUGACUUCAGAAAAGAAACGGCUGACAAUCCAGGGCAGAACAGAGCCAGUGAACAGAACCACGAUAAAAGCAACAAAGUUGACGGCUGUAGCCAUGAAAGAAACCCCCUCUGAUAUUAUUGAGGUGCGGCUGGUCAGCAGUCACAACGGCCUUGAAGUACUGCAGAAUCAAAAAACCCUCUCCUUUUCUGAGCAGAGCUGGAUGGACCUACAUGGUGUGUUUGUGUUUUCCCCUGCCUCUACAAAUGUCACCGUGAUGUUUCCCAGUGGAGCCGGGGUGGAAGUGCGACUGAGAGAGGGAACUAUGACAACCACCGUGCUCCUGCCAGAGGAGUUCAAAGACUCCACUCUCGGACUGUUGGGAAAGAUGAAUGGCGACGCCAAAGACGACCUCACCCUCAGCAACGGCCAAGUUGUGCUGAACCUCACCAAUCCAGAGGAGGUGUUCCGCUUUGGGGCAAGCUGGGCCAUCUCCAACAACUCUGCCUUGUUCACAUAUGAUUCAAACUAUCUUUUGGACACAUAUUACUAUGUUCCCAGACAUGACCAUACUUUUGUUCCAGUGUUUUCUGUCCCCGAAAGUCCAGAUGAUCCAUUAGCCAAUCAAGCAUCCGAGAUAUGCUCUGGAGAGGGUUCUCAGUUUUGUAGGUAUGAUAUCCUGGUAGGUCGUAGUCCAAGCAUGGGAAAUGCUACCAAAGUGUCUUUCCAGAGUCACAUUUCUCUUGUGGAGGAUCUAAAGCGAGUGAUAUCCUGUGGAUGGCUUUCACCACCAAAAAACGGGAAGAAGGAGGGGACCACAUAUGUACAAGGAGCUAAGGUGCAGCUUUCCUGCGAUGAUGGCUACACACUCAAAGGAUCAGCAGAGCGCAUAUGCCAGGAGAACGGCCAGUGGACUGGAGAUGACUCAAACUGCGUGGUUACCAGUAAUGUUGCCGGAAUAGUGGCCGGUUCAGUCAUUGGAGCUGUAGCACUGAUUGUGAUUAUAACAACAAUCAUACUCCACUCCAGGAAACAGAAAAGGUGCGAAAAGAUGCACAUUCAGAAGAAGCUGUGA